AUGGUACUACCCUGUGUGCAUAUGUUGAAGUUGAAAAGCACCUCAAAAGAGCUGGCGUUCACCGGAUCAACACAAAUCGGUAGGACUGUACUCAAUCUGGCUGCAAAAAGCAAUCUAAAACCAGUGACAUUAGAACUUGGAGGAAAAUCCCCUUUCAUCAUUUGCAAGGACGCUGAUAUUGAUAAGGCUGUGGAGGUGGCACAUUUUGCCCUCUUCUUCAACCAGGGUCAAUGCUGUAAUGCUGGUUCUCGCACUUUUGUGCAUGAGAGCGUGUACGAUGAAUUUGUGGAGAAAGCAAAGGCACGGGCUAUGAAACGCGUUGUUGGAGAUCCUUUCAAGCCAGGUGUGGAGCAGGGUCCUCAUAUUGAUACCAAGCAAUUCGAGAAGAUUCGCACAUACAUCAAGUCUGGUAUUGAAAGUGGAGCCACUCUUGAAUGUGGAGGUGAAAGACAUGGCUCCAGAGGAUUUUUCAUUCAACCCACAGUUUUUUCAAAUGUGCAGGUAAUAUUGCUGUUGCUACUUGAAUAG
Messenger RNA from Rhodamnia argentea, 528 nucleotides. RefSeq names its product aldehyde dehydrogenase family 2 member B4, mitochondrial-like. The coding region runs from base 1 to 528 and encodes 175 amino acids. The transcript is spliced from 4 exons. Lineage: Eukaryota; Viridiplantae; Streptophyta; Magnoliopsida; Myrtales; Myrtaceae. Gene Ontology annotation, molecular function: aldehyde dehydrogenase (NAD+) activity. The record is from RefSeq and is a predicted model, not a curated record.